AGGGAUGCCCAGGACAACAAGAGGAUUUCCGGAGACGCCCCAUUUUGUUGACUCUCCAGGACAAUAGGAGGAUUUCCAGAGAGAGGCAGGCCCAUGCAAACUAUUUACGGGAAAAAUGCUGGUUCUGUGCAAGAUAGGAGGCCCACUGUAAUGAAUAUUUAUGAUUCUGGUGGAUAAAUACCCUGUGGCAAAUCCCCCCUGCCCUGCAGGACCAGGAGAGCUCCGCUGUGAGUCCCAGCUGAUAAAGAAUUCCGGCUCUGGGCCCCCUCCAGCUCUGUCAGGGAGUUCACUGCGGCUGAUUUCGUGUUCCCCACUGCUCCUGGUGGCCUCUCCCAGCCAUGGCCCCUCUGUCUCUCACCCUGGCCCUGCUGGCAAUGGCCGUGGCCACCGUGGCCAAUGGUGUGGUGCUCCUGGGCAUGGCCCGGGACUCCUUCGAUGACCGCUACGAGGGCUGUGGCCCUGCCAUGACCGCGGGGUUGCAGGACCUCAUCCGCUCUGAAUUCCAGAAGAAUCCUGUCUUGUCCCAGAUCUGGCCUGAGGCUGUGAUUGAGUGGCAGAAGCGGGGCUCCCCUGUGUCCCCUCUGCCUUCCCCAGACCAGGCCAUCGCCCUCAUGGCCUUCACCAUGGGUGCACACCAUGAGUUCAAUACUGCCGUGCUCCAGGCCGGGCGCUCCCGCCAGCAAUACCGGGACAACUUCCAGUACAAAUCGCUGCAUUUCCUGCUGACCCAGGCGCUGGCAACGCUGAGGGAGCCUCUGAAAGGGCAGUGUCUGGACGUGUUCUAUCAGAAGUGUUAUGACAAUGUCGUGGCACAGCGCGGUGCCACCGUCCGGUUCGGUCAGUUCCUGAUAACAUCACUGAAGAAAGAAAAUGGUGGUGGGUGCCCAGAGGGGACGGAGUUCCAGGUGCGCACGUGCCACGGUGCAGGAAUACAAUAUUUCUCCCAACAUCCAGAAUAUGAGUGGGUGCUGAUCCCACCCUACGAGACCUUUGAGGUCACCAAUUUCACCCGGAGAGUGUUCAGGGAACAGAUCCAGCUCCGCUCCACCGGGACCCACAGCAAAUACAACUGCCAGUGGCUGAAAGGUGGGAGCAUCCCCAGCACCCAUUUCCACCUCGGAGGGCUCCUCCUGGCCACCACAGCCCUGGCAGUGGCCACCGGGAUCCUCUGAGCCACAAGGCCACCAAGGUCACCAAGGUCAUUGAGGACACUGUGGCAACCACGACCACCAUGGCCAUCAAGGUCACUGUGGUCACUGUGCCACCAUGACCACCAUGGCCACCAAGGUCACUGUGGUCACUGUGGCCACCAUGACCACCAAGACCACCUGGACCCCCAGAGAAACAAGGCCACCAAGGAUACCAAGGCCACCACUGCCACUAUGGCCACCUUGCCAGCUGUUGCCACCAUGAGGUCAGUGGGGCCACCACUGUCUCUGUGGCCAUUGUGGCCACCACAGCCACUCUGGCCACCAUGGUCACUCCAACCACCAAGGCCACUGUGACCACCAUCAAGACCAAGACUCCCUGAACCAUUACAACAGCCACUGUGGCCACUGUGGCCACCAAGGCCAUUAUGCAAAGCCAUUCUAUUAAAGAUCCUGUCCAGCUCUGCCCUGGGCCGUGUCCAGCU
This is a messenger RNA of Prinia subflava (tawny-flanked prinia), 1633 nucleotides long. Its product is annotated as NAD(P)(+)--arginine ADP-ribosyltransferase 2-like. NCBI's taxonomy places the organism in Eukaryota, Metazoa, Chordata, Aves, Passeriformes, Cisticolidae. Bases 339 to 1172 code for a protein of 277 amino acids. The record is from RefSeq and is a predicted model, not a curated record. The transcript has 3 exons. Gene Ontology annotation, molecular function: NAD+-protein-arginine ADP-ribosyltransferase activity; NAD+ poly-ADP-ribosyltransferase activity.